This is a messenger RNA of Synchytrium microbalum, 2457 nucleotides long. RefSeq lists its product as uncharacterized. The record is from RefSeq and is a predicted model, not a curated record. Lineage: Eukaryota; Fungi; Chytridiomycota; Chytridiomycetes; Synchytriales; Synchytriaceae. Gene Ontology annotation, molecular function: metallocarboxypeptidase activity; zinc ion binding. Gene Ontology annotation, biological process: proteolysis. Bases 1 to 2457 code for a protein of 818 amino acids. The transcript is spliced from 5 exons.
AUGGCUCAAAAAGGAAGAUGCAUCGCACCUCUACCGCCACCAAGAGCGCUUCAAGUGCUUGCAUUCCGCCCUGCUGAUGUUCGUUGGCCUCAAAAUCUGAAACCUGGAAGUCCAUCACCGCAAAUCGACUUAUAUCCAUCGAAUACCGUAUGGGAGCAAGAACCAUUCAAGUAUCCAGACCAAGAUUCAGAAUCGGAUUCGAAUCGUGGUCCGACUGUUGCGAAGAGAAAACGCCGUGAUGUCAACAUUGGUGCUUCUGCGGCAGCACAAAACCAACAGCCUCCCAUUCCACGUAUAGAGAUCUAUGAAUCUCCCAAUCUCGCUGUAGAAAAGUCUUCAACUGUGCCGCCGAGCAUCCUGGGCCAAGCACGAGUACCUCUACCUGAAGGUGCUAUUCGACCACCGGAAGCCUUAAUUUUUGACUCACAUUUCGAAUCUGGGAACCUCGCAUACGUAACUCUCGAUACUACCACCAGCCAUUAUUCCCAUUAUUUCCUGUCUAUUCGGCCAGACAUUGAUACUAUUGGGCACUGUCAAUGGUUUUGGGUCCGAAUACGAAACAUGAAGAAAGACAUGAAAUACAGAUUCAGCAUCGUGAAUUUCAUGAAAAAGAAAACACUGUAUUCAAAGGGUAUGAGACCGCUAGGAUAUUCUUCCAAGAAACGCAGGUGGAGUCGUAUUGGGAGUGAUGUUCGUUAUGUGGAGAAUGUCGAGGCGAGGAGUCUGGGGGCACUUCCUGGCAGGCUGUGGUGUUUAGAGUUUAGUUUUGUCUUUCCAGAUGAUGAUGAUGUGUUUUACUUUGCACAUUGUUAUCCGUAUACGUAUUCUUAUCUUCAGCAAACACUCAGUGGUAUAUUAAGCCAUCCAGUACAGUCUCUACAUGUCCGGCAUACAGUAGUUGGACGGACUAUAGCCGGGAACAAUCUAGACAUGCUCACAAUAACAGCACGCUGCGAUGACCCUCAGGAACUGGCAAAACGCUGUUGCAUCUUCCUAACAGCAAGAGUGCACCCUGGCGAAACAAACUCUUCAUUCGUCUUGCACGGUUUCAUGAAAUUCAUCCUCUCAGAGCACCCUGAAGCACGCUUUCUUCGAGAACACUUUGUCAUCAAACUAAUUCCCAUGCUGAACCCCGAUGGAGUUAUCAUUGGAAAUCAUCGGACGAAUUUGAAUGCGUGGGAUAUGAAUCGCACAUGGGGGCUAGAGAAUCUCAAGCAAGAGGUUCGAGCACCUGAAAUAUAUCUGGCAAAGCAGUGUAUUCUGAAGACACAAGAGAAGAGAAGGGUGGUGUUUUACAUGGAUUUGCAUGGGCACAUGAAGAAGCUGGCUACGUUCAUAUAUGGGUGUCGUGGGCAGGAUAUGAGGUAUCCCGAACGAGUCUUUCCCUAUAUGAUGAACACUUCAGCACCAGACACAUUCUUUUAUCGACGUUCGACUUUCAGAAUGGAUAAAGGAAAAGCAGGAACAUCUAGAAUAGUGCUCUACAAUCAAGGCAUGACAAACUCCUUCACUCUCGAGACUUCUUUUUGUGGAGUCGAUACAUCAAACCAUGGUGGAUAUCACUACUCUGUACCAGAUUUGGAACGUAUCGGACUUGAAAUUGCCAAAACACUCUUUCAAUACUAUAAAGAGACGAAAUCUAUUGAGAAAAUAGAGCGUGUGCUUGCGGCACGCAUCGAAUCUGGAGAGCAAGGAUAUGCUGAUAACGACAAGGAAGGAUCUGAUGAUGAUGAUACAGAUUCUGAUGAUGAGCAGUUACGAACUGUUGUUGAGAAAAAGAAGAAAAAGAGGAAGAAGAGGCAGCCCGGGAAACUGAAACCGGCAUCUACGAAUGAUGUUCGUAGUGACGCGGUGACCAAGGAUACGAAUGUUCCAAAACGAUACACAGCUUCAGCACCAGCCUCCCUCCUACCACCCAUACCAUCCAAAGAAAUGACACCGAAUCGAAGACAAUCUGUCAUUCGUGUCUUUAAUCUUACAACCUGUGAUUCCAUCCUACCAUCAGCAGCCUCGCCACACAUACCAUCAACAGAGACAAUACAAGAACCACCAAAACGAGCCUUUACCAUCAAAGUCGCCAAAACGCCAACACGACUCGCAAGUAUACCUUCAGCGCAACCACCUCACCAAAACAAAAGCCAAUCAGAAGAACAUCAGCACACAAACCCAAACCUGAACAGCUCUGAAGCUAUCUCUACCCGACAGAUAGUCGCAACACCCACACAAUCCCCAUCCACAACACCACACGACUCAACAGAUGCAAUCACGUCCGAAGACUCAUACGACGUAAGAGCUACCCAGAUCAAUAUUGAGGGCCCGCCACCAGCUGGAACGGCACUGUCUCCGUAUGAGAGGUCGGUCAAGAUUGAUAUGAAGGGGCAUGUUGAUUUUAGGAAUCGUAGACGGGUGACUGACAUACCGUCGUCUUUGUUGCUGCCUGCUUUGCUACCAAAAUAG